Molecule: messenger RNA, 1965 nt
Organism: Durotheca rogersii
Lineage: Eukaryota; Fungi; Ascomycota; Sordariomycetes; Xylariales; Xylariaceae
Product: protein serine/threonine phosphatase 2C
Exons: 1
Coding region: 204-1796 (530 amino acids)
Biological process (GO): protein dephosphorylation
Molecular function (GO): protein serine/threonine phosphatase activity
Source: RefSeq, a predicted model, not a curated record
GACGCACACAAAAAAAAAGACAUCCGCGGGUCUCCCUCACUUUCCCAGCCCUAGGCCCUUCAAGCGCCAGCCCGCCGUGGACCAGCCCGGAAUAGCAACGCCGACGAGAACGCCAACCCGAGGCUCGUCCCCGUCGACUUGCUCAGCUCGCUACCGGAUUCCCCCACCGGACACACCACCCAAAACCACAUGACCCCUCGACCAUGCUGUCCCGCCAGCUGCUCCGUCGCCCGCGCCUCGCCGCCCGGGUGCGCCGCGUCCGCGCCCUGUCGUCGCCGCACACGCCGCGCUUUUCCAGCACCGAGACGCAGGGCCAGGCGUCGUGGCGGGCGGCCGUGAAGGGCCCGCUCGUGCCCUACGCCGCCGGCCUAGCCACCGCUUCUCUCGUUGCGUAUGUGGUGGGGCGGGCCCGCGAGCCGCAGGGUAGCGCCGCCGCCGCCGCCGCCGUCUCAGCCCCGUCCCCGGCACCAGAAGUCGGAGCGACCCCGGCUGAUGACGGGGGCAUCCCGGACCUCAACGCGCUAGGCAUGGCCGGCGAGAUUACGCUCAGCCCGCCGGCGUCGGCGGCAGACGUGACGCGGGUGCUGAACGCGCGCGCCUUCUCGCGGGGCGGGCGCGACGGCGUGGCGCGGUACGACGGCGCCCAGGUGGCGUCGAACGAGCCGUGCGAGGACACGUUCCUGCACGGCAGCCUGUCGACGCCGUUCGGUGCCGGCGACUGGCUGACCUGGGCCGUCUUCGACGGGCACUGCGGCUGGCAGAUGUCGGACCUGCUGACGCGGGAGCUGGUGCCGUACGUGCGGCGGGCGUUCGCGGCGGCGGGGCCGACGGCCGACGAGGGCGCGGUCGAGCGCGCGCUCCGGGACGCCUUCACGGCGCUCGACGACGCCGUGGUCCGGACGGCGGCGGCCACCGUCGACAGCGACCGCACCUACGCCGAUAAGGCUCGCCGGCUCGAGGCCGCGUACGCCGGCGCGUGCGCGCUGCUCGCCCUCUUCGACCCGGCCACGCGCACGCUGCGCGUGGCCUCGACGGGCGACUGCCGCGCCGUGCUCGGCCGUCGCGCCGCCGACGGCACCUGGGCCGCCACGGAGCUCACGACGGACCAGACGGGCGCGAACCCGGACGAGGCGGCGCGGCUGCGCGCCCAGUUCCCGAACGAGCCCGAGGUGGUGCGCAACGGCCGCGUCUGGGGCAUGCAGCCGUCGCGCACGUUCGGCGACGGCAUGUGGAAGUGGCCGUCGGCGCUUAAGAACAGGCUGCGCGACGACUACAACGGCCAGAACCUGCCGUCGGCGGCGCGCUACGGCGCCUACCGUGACGGGCCGUACCUGACGGCGGAGCCGGCGGUGACGACGGCGCGGAUCCCGGACGCGGAGCCGUCGUUCGUCAUCCUGGCGACGGACGGGCUGUGGGACACGAUGGAGAGCGGCGACGCGGUCGACCUCGUCGGCCGGUGGCUCGACUGGCAGGCGCGCGGCGGCGCGGCGAAGCCUGAGGAGGAGGGGAAGGGGGAGGGGGAGGGGGAGGGGCGGCAGGACUUCGGCCCGACGAUCCUCGGCCGUAUGCAGCUGUGCAAGUACGAGCCGCGCAAGGCGGCGCUGCGCGACGCCAACGCGGCCGUCCACCUCGUGCGCAACGGGCUCGGCGGCGCCGACGACGAGACGGUGCGCGGCGCGCUGACCUUCCGGUACCCGAACUCGCGGUUCAUCCGCGACGACAUCACCGUCCAGGUCGUGUUCUUCAGCCCCACCCAGGUAGGGCCGCCGCCGGCCCCGGAGGGGGCUAGCAGGUGAAGACCCUGCUAUAUAAAAACGAUACACACGGCCGCGGCUGGAUUGAUAACCCCCCGCUGCGUCUUUUUCACCUGUCCGAAGACAGCUUUUCCCACCAUUCCUUUUCCGUCUCGCUCGAGAACGGUUAGGCCUUCUCCCUCCGCACCCGGACGGCGCAGGAGAUGGAUAG